GUUUACUCAUCGUCAUGAACAGAUGAACACGUCAAAAACAGCUGAAGAGAGAGAAAAAACAGAAAAUAUACCGAGGAGCGGACAAAAUGCAGUCCAAUAAAGCUGGCGAUCAACAGAGUAAUGGUAUCACCGAUGCUUGGUGGUAUAAAUACCUUCUGAAGGGAACGGGGACCCUCGGUGGUAUACUUGCCAUAAUAUUUGGAUUGUUGGCAUGCAUUACCUUCACAGCAAUGUGCUUACUGGCAGGGGUACUGCAAAUGGUGAUCGGUUUUGUGGUGGUCCUUCUAGAGGCCCCCUGCUGCUGCCAGUUUGUGGAGUUUGCUGACAAAUUUGGAACAUUUUCAGAUAAUCGACCAGCCUGGCAGAAGUCUGUUUUAUAUUGUCUAUUAGGUUUGAUACCAGUAGUGGCAUGUAUAGAAGCCUGGACUGUCCUGGGAGCUGGGUUGGUCUUUGUCACAGGUGCUCUUUACGGAUUGAAAGCAGUAGGCAAAAAAGGUGAUAGGGAGUCCAUGAUGGCCACAGCAAGUGGAGAUGACCUGGAAAUGAAAGUCCAGCUGAUCAACAAUGAGGAGAAGGCAGAACUUCAUGUACCUGAUAACAAUGCAAUCCCUUGACAAAAAGUCUCGUUAGGGACAUUUCCAUAACCAAGUUUUAUUUCACGAGGGCACAUAGAUCUCAUCAAGGAAAAUAUCCACAUUGGUGGAGACCAGUAAUCUCAAAGAUUAUAAAGGAGGCAGACAACAAACACAGGACUGGAAUAACCAUAGUGGAUUUUAACACGAGUUUGGGCAUUUAGUAAGAUUGGAAGAUUUCACUAGAUGACAAUUAACUGAGAGUAGACUAUGCCAGACUUGAGUUAUAAGUGGGUCACAUUCAUCAAGAUUCUUCUGUACCGAGUAUGGUGGUAAUCUGGAACUUUUUAUUUUUAUUAAUGCAUUAAGCCAUUUUCAUUUGAUGUGUAGGUGCAUAUGAAUAUUGCCUUAUGAUUUGUCAAAGCAGGGAUGGACUGCUAGUGGACCAGCAACAUGUUUUUAUUUUAUUUAAAUUAUCACAGCUAACUUCAUUCUAUAAACUUAUAAUUUGCAUAUGUAAGCUUAGAAGUUGACUUUCGAACAAUGAUAUGGAUAUGCCAGUAAGUACAUAUAUCUUCUUAUUUGCAAAGAAGUUGUGACUUUUGAGGCAAAUAAUUAUGGUCCUUAUACAGUUUUUCAUACUGUACAAUAAUUUGUAACUGAUUUCAAAGGCUUAUUACUGAAGCUGGUCUGAAGUAAUAUAAUGUAGCAACCAUAUCAUAUUGUGUUGUAAGCAUAUUUGAUCUCUUUGUCCCGAUUCUUAUUUAUUUAUUUUUUUCGUUAUCAUCAUGCCAAUGAGAAAUUCUAUAGCAUUCCCUAUUUUACUUGAGUACUUAAUAUCCCGAAAAGACUUGUAGGCGUCAAAUCAUGGCAACAUGCAUGAAGAGCUUUUACAUGUAUUUCAGCUAUAUCAAAAUACAUGUUAAAGCAUGUCAUUUUAUUUUGCAAGUGGUGCUUAUUGGUAAAUUAUGCUAUAUUUGACUUUACUACUGUAAAAAUUGUUAUUUACGCAGAGGGUGAAGUACACGUUUUUCCACAUCCAGCAUUACACAUGGGGGGGGGGGGGGGGGGGGGAAUAUGCGGUAAAUGAAUAUAUUAUAAUAUUACGUGGCCAUGUAAUUAGUGUAAAUUUCUCCCACGCAUAAACAACCAUUUCUACAGUAUAUUCCGGAAUCUACAGUAUAAAGAAUGUAUUUAUUUGUGUUUUAAAUGUUAAAAUGUCUUUAGAGUUGUGAUUUAUCUCAGAGUUCAUAUUUAAAGAGUUAAUAUGUGGGAUUUUGUUUUUGUUUGUAAGAAAGUGUUCAUGUAUGAUGGUUGAAUGUCAUGGUUUGGUUUUAUAUAUUUAUCCUUGAUUUUAUUGGUCAGAGACCAAUGUAUGUUAAUAUAUCUGUUUAUUGUUAUGUAUUAAAAGUAUAAAGUGCAAUAGUAUUAAAUAUUAUACUUCAAA
Messenger RNA from Ostrea edulis (European flat oyster), 2019 nucleotides. Its product is annotated as calcium channel flower homolog. Gene Ontology annotation, cellular component: membrane. NCBI's taxonomy places the organism in Eukaryota, Metazoa, Mollusca, Bivalvia, Ostreida, Ostreidae. The record is from RefSeq and is a predicted model, not a curated record. The transcript has 5 exons. The coding region runs from base 87 to 614 and encodes 175 amino acids. Gene Ontology annotation, biological process: vesicle-mediated transport.